GCGCGGGUGAGGGCGGCUGCAGGCCUCCAGCGGACAGUUCCCCAUGUGCCCACUCCCCUACGAUCCCAGGAAGGGGUCUCUAAGCCCAAGAUGCAUUCUCCUCCCAUCUUGGACAUAUUUUUGCUGCUCCUGGAGGAUCCUGAGGGAGAGUAUAGUAGCUUCUAGGGCCGGACACCCUACCAGCCAGCUCCGCGAUCCCCAGCCCUCUCGCUCCACCCACUUCUGCGCGGGCGGGGGGCGCAGGAAGCGGCGGAACCAGGCUUUCCCUAAGGAAUCUGCAAACCUAAUUCACUGCACAACCCAACCCUGCCGAGUUGCCAUAAACACGACACACCUGGGGAGUGCAGUGGGGAAAAAGCUCCUCCUCCCAGGCCCCAGCCCACUGCACGAACAGUCCUCACGCCGAUCUCUUUCCUGGUUCCCACCCGCGCCAGGUGACACGGAGAGCUGACACCAUGGUUCAGCAGGUGCUCUACCGGGCGCUGGUCUCCACCAAGUGGCUGGCGGAGUCCGUCCGGGCUGGGAAGCUGGGCCCUGGCCUUCGGGUCCUGGAUGCGUCCUGGUACUCGCCGGGCACCCGCGAGGCCCGAAAAGAAUACCUGGAGCGCCAUGUGCCCGGCGCCUCCUUUUUUGACAUAGAGCAGUGUCGGGACAAGGCCUCGCCUUACGAGAUGAUGCUGCCCAGCGAGGCGGGCUUCGCCGACUACGUGGGCAGCCUGGGCAUCAGCAACGACACGCAUGUGGUGGUGUACGAUGGUGACGACCUGGGCAGCUUCUAUGCGCCGCGGGUCUGGUGGAUGUUCCGUGUGUUUGGCCACCGCACCGUGUCCGUGCUCAAUGGUGGCUUCCGGAACUGGCUGAAGGAAGGCCACCCGGUGACAUCGGAGCCCUCACGCCCAGAGCCAGCCAUCUUCAAAGCCACGCUGAACCGCUCCCUGCUCAAGACCUACGAGCAGGUGCUGGAGAACCUCGAAUCAAAGAGGUUUCAGCUGGUGGAUUCACGGGCCCAAGGGCGGUACCUGGGCACACAGUCGGAGCCAGAUGCAGUAGGACUGGACUCAGGCCACAUCCGAGGCUCGGUCAACAUGCCUUUCAUGGAAUUCCUGACAGAGGAUGGCUUUGAAAAGAGCCCAGAAGAGCUCCGUGCCAUGUUCGAGGCCAAGAAGGUGGACCUCGCAAAGCCCCUCAUCGCCACAUGCCGGAAGGGUGUCACCGCCUGCCACGUUGCCCUGGCCGCUUACCUCUGUGGCAAGCCCGACGUGGCCAUCUACGAUGGCUCCUGGUUUGAGUGGUUCCACCGGGCCCCGCCGGAGACCCGGGUGUCCCAGGGGAAAGGUGGGAAGGCCUGAGUGGUGGCCUCUUCUCCCCUUGCUCACAACUCCUGCUGGUAGAGUUAUCUGGCAUGGCCUCCAGCUAAUCUUUGCCUCCUCAGCCAAGGAAAUGGACAAGUUUUUAGAAUUAAUGUGUAGAGUGCUCCUUUCCCCAACAACACUGGAAUAAACUUGGCCUUUUCAAGUA
Messenger RNA from Capra hircus (goat), 1518 nucleotides. It is a transcript of the gene TST, whose product is annotated as thiosulfate sulfurtransferase. Gene Ontology annotation, cellular component: mitochondrion. The transcript is spliced from 2 exons. Bases 456 to 1349 code for a protein of 297 amino acids. Gene Ontology annotation, biological process: transsulfuration. The record is from RefSeq and is a predicted model, not a curated record. Gene Ontology annotation, molecular function: thiosulfate-cyanide sulfurtransferase activity. NCBI's taxonomy places the organism in Eukaryota, Metazoa, Chordata, Mammalia, Artiodactyla, Bovidae.